Messenger RNA from Didymodactylos carnosus, 2891 nucleotides. NCBI's taxonomy places the organism in Eukaryota, Metazoa, Rotifera, Eurotatoria, Philodinida, Philodinidae. The record is from the annotation of a GenBank genome assembly.
AUACAGCAUCAUUAUGUAUUGAUCUUGCCUUUCUGGAAUGUAUACUUCUUUGUUGACGUUGUUCUUGUUCAUAUCGUAUCAUUACAGACUCUUUUGACCCCUUAAUAUAAUUUAUCCACGCCCAUAGAUUACAAUGUAUUUCACAUUGAGAAUUUAACUGAGCGUGAUACAUGAUUAUUCGUACGUGGUCUCAUACCAAUCAAAUCAAAAUGAUUCUAAAAAUCUGCUUCGGAACCUACAAGCUAUAAAGCCUUCACUUCACUCUAUCUAGUAUAUAUAAUUUAUAUUAUAUACAGUUUAUGAAUCCAUAUUUUAUUAAACUAGGAACUAAAAGCUCAUUUUCCAAACUGAUAUCACUUUUCAAAAUUGAUAGAAUAUGCCAUUUUCAAACUGAGAUCAACUUUAUUUCUUUAAUUAUAAAAAGUGAUCUCAAUUAAGAAUGAGUCGAUAAGUUGAUAUUCAGAAACAACGAUUCAUUCUACGUAAUUAGUUAGAAUCUGAAGUGCUUUUAUAAAUUAGAAAAAUAGAGUGAAACUUUUGUAAUGAAGAUCUUUUGAUUUAAAUUUUAUUCUUCCGCAAUACUAGCAAAAAUAUAAUCGAUUACAGUAUUCUAAAAUUAAAAACUAUUAAACAAACACAAAAUCAGUUUCACAUGAAUAUGAAUUUGAAUGUACAAGCUUAUUUUUGCAGUUUUCUUUUAAAAAAAUUCACUGCUCCCAGUUAGGCAUGCACCAAUUAAAAUCUGGUGUUAGGGUAUCCACAAAAUUUGUUAUAAAUUGCCUAUAAAGAAUCAUUCAGAGUUGCAGUACGUCUUAUUUUAUAGAGAAAUGUUUGGACUACAAUCCCAUAUAAGUCGAAAAGUUUUGAAAUUAUCUAUGAUACAAAUAUGGACAUUCUAAAAUGCACUCAAUUCAGAAAAGACUCCUGUUCGAACAGUUUCUUUUCCUAACUUUAGCGCAUUUUAAGAUGAUCACAUUUUUCUUAGAAAUAACUUCAAAUUCCUUUUCACAGCUGAGUUUUGUAGAGCAAAUAUUUCUCCACAAAAUGAGACGUUCCACAACUCUGAUUAAUCCUUCAUAGACGAUUCAUAACUAUGGAAGUCCAGUUUUAAACUGGUACAUGCCUACUCCUAGUCCAUGUACUGUACAAUUUUCUUUUUUCUCAGUUCUAAUGAUCACUACCUAUUCCAAGAUAGAGUGUGUUAGUUUACUGCAUGAUCAUAUAUGAAGGAAUUCUAAAAAUGUACCAUAUCUUUACUAAUGAUGCUGUUUGCUCAAAUUUUAGCGGUAAAUUGUCUUCGCUUAGAUUUGCAGAAUUAGUCGACACUAUACGCAAAGCACUCAGUCAUGUGGAGCUAGAAAAUGGGCAACAAAUACCGACAGCGGUGUUUCAUCAGCAAAAUUUUGCGUAGAGAAUAAUCAUUAUAGUCUAAGUACUUUUUAUAGUGCAUAAAACUCUUUUUUCAGCAGCGUUUGCAUGAAACAGAUGUAGAUAUCUGGUUUUUUCUAUUCGAUAGCUGAAAUCGCGACAUAUGAUUCAUCGCAAAAAAAGCUUUUUAAAUCAUCGACAAAGACUGAUUCUUUGAAGGAUUUUUCCUAACCACUUUGAUAUUUCUAUAGUAUGUUGUGAGAUUCGGCAAUAGUAUUCAAUCGAUUUGAACUGUAUUGUAAAUCUAUAUUUUUUUCGUGAAAAUAGGUAAAAAUCAGAGAUGGGCGAGUCACCACUUUUUCGAGCCGAGUCAGUAGCUUUUGAGUCAGGGUCCGAGUCGCAUCAAAAAUUGACUCGGGUCACUUCGAGUCAUUUUCUACAGGAAAACUUCCUCCUGAUUCAUUUUUCCAAGAACAGUUCUUCAAUCCUCUCCUGUGACGCGAUGUUCUACUUAGAAUAUUCUCAAAUCUCUCUCUCUUCUCGUACAUAACAAAUAUAAUAAACACCGUCAUAACAAUCCCAAGUUGCACAUGACUGACUCGUAAGUGACUCGAGUCAGUUUAUCGAGUCUUUCACCUCGAGUCCGAGUCCGAGGCAAAGACAAAUGCGACUCGAGUCGACUCAGACUUGCCCAUCUCUGGUAAAAAUGGAUAUAUUUCACUCAAUAUAAGUUUUCAGUAAUAUUUUUAAUUUUCUUUGAAAAACAAACACUGUCAUAAGACUCCCUCUAAUCGAUACUCAAUGUUUACAUUUAUUUUUGAAAAUUAGCACAGCCUAUGCUACUUUAAUUCUAAAGAAUGUGCAAACACCUACUCGGUCAAUUUUAAUUAUCAACCUGUGAUUAACUUUUCCGCUUCUUAGGUUUUUCAUUUACAUUUAUUAAUAAAGUCGUUGAUGAAUACUUUUUAUUUUUUAUUUUUUUCAGGGAACAAGAGAAGAAUGUUAUACCGUGUUUUCCACAAAAAUUCCAUUCUCCUUCAACGGAGUUUGAGGAUAGUAACACGGUAGAUCAACGUUGCCGUGAAUUUUUUGAGAUUAGCAGUUUAUCAUUUGUUGAUGGCCUUAGCGUUAGUUUAAAAGAGAAUCAACUUGAAAAAGGGAAUAAUAUGUGUCGACUAUGCACUUUAGUCAAACAUCCACAACAGAAAAAUUGGUUUGCUAUUAAAGAUACGUAUAUAAUCCAUAUGAGAACAGAUUCAUCUGAAAUACGAUUUCCAAUGUUAGUUGAUCAUGAAUUUCAAAUAAAAAAUGGUUUUCCACAUACAUUUGGAUCAAACACUAUUAAAAUAUCAAAUUUACAACAAACAUUAAGUAUUAAAUGUAAAAAUGAACGUCAAGCAAUUGAGUGGAAAGAACAAUUGGAAAAAUUGAUAGAUAAUACAGUACCUACUUUCAGCAGUGCAUUCACAACGAGAUUCAGUUCAUUUGCUCCAAUAAGAGAGAAUCAAUUAGCUUAUUGGUAA